This is a messenger RNA of Megalops cyprinoides (Indo-Pacific tarpon), 2858 nucleotides long. It is a transcript of the gene get4, whose product is annotated as guided entry of tail-anchored proteins factor 4. The transcript has 9 exons. Bases 40 to 1011 code for a protein of 323 amino acids. Gene Ontology annotation, molecular function: protein binding. Gene Ontology annotation, cellular component: cytosol; BAT3 complex. NCBI's taxonomy places the organism in Eukaryota, Metazoa, Chordata, Actinopteri, Elopiformes, Megalopidae. Gene Ontology annotation, biological process: protein insertion into ER membrane. The record is from RefSeq and is a predicted model, not a curated record.
GACGCGAUUUUGGUUGGGCUGAGCAGCUUGGAACAAACAAUGAUGUCGGAGCAGGAGGCUCUGAAGUGCUCCAGCGCACGGAACCGCGGGGGAGUACAGCGGGUCGAAGGCAAACUGCGAGCUAGUGUGGAGAAAGGGGAUUACUAUGAAGCUCAUCAGAUGUAUCGUACCUUAUUCUUUAGGUAUAUGUCACAGGCCAAGCACGUGGAGGCCAGGGAGCUGAUGUACAACGGGGCCCUGCUCUUCUUCAGCUACAACCAGCAAAACAGCGCGGCAGACCUGUCCAUGCUGGUGCUGGAGUCCCUGGAGAAAUCGGACGCAAAAGUAGCAGACGACAUUUUAGAGCAACUGGUCAAGCUGUUCAGCUUGAUGGACCCCAACUCUCCUGAGAGGGUGGCCUUUGUGUCCCGGGCACUGAAGUGGUCCACAGGGGGGUCAGGGAAACUGGGACACCCCAAACUGCACCAGCUACUGGCUGUCACGUUGUGGAAAGAACAAAACUACAGCGAGUCCCGCUACCACUUCCUGCACUCCUCAGACGGCGAGGGCUGUGCCCAGAUGCUGGUGGAGUACUCGGCCGCGCGGGGCUUCCGCAGCGAGGUGGACAUGUUCGUGGCGCAGGCCGUCUUGCAGUUCCUCUGUCUGAAGAACAAAAGCAGCGCUUCGGUGGUGUUCAGCACCUACACGCAGAAGCACCCGUCGAUAGAGAAGGGCCCCCCCUUCGUGCAGCCCCUCCUCAACUUCAUCUGGUUCCUGCUGCUGGCAGUGGACGGGGGGAAAUUAACGGUCUUCACAGUGUUAUGUGAGCAAUAUCAGCCAUCUCUGAAGAGGGACCCCAUGUACAAUGAGUACCUGGACAGAAUAGGACAGCUCUUCUUUGGAGUUCCGCCCAAACAGUCCUCGUCCUACGGUGGCCUACUAGGGAACCUCCUAAACAGCCUGAUGGGAUCUGGAGAGGAGGAAGAAGGAGAGGAAGCACAGGAGGACAGCAGCCCCAUCGAGCUGGACUGAGGGCCCCUGUGAGCCGCCAGCCGCAAAUGGGCCGCUGGCUUCAUAACCGCGGGGCGCUGGUCACCACACUCGGUCCCAACACAUCAAACCAAACCCAGAACCACAAAAAGCAGAACCAGAACCAGAACCAAGCGGCAGACCCCCCACAUCCUCUCCGCACCGCCUGGACUGGGCCUGAUUGGAAACUAUACUUUUUUUUUUUUUUUUCCCCCUCUUCUUCAGUGAUUGAAUAUCUUUAAUUCCUUUGGUUUAGGCUGUUUUGUUUCUCCUAGUUGUGGACUUUAGUUGUGUGUUGGAUAAGGGAGGGAACAGCAGUAGCAAUUCAUUCUUUCAGGACUUUACGCGCAGCUCCACAACCACCACCACCACCACCUCUGGGUGUGACAGACCCUGUCCCCUCCAGACCAUCUCUCUGGGGGGGGGGGCGAGAGACACUGACCAGGCCUCUGUGCCAUUUUCCACACACGACCCCAGUGGGUGGGAACCUAUUGUAUUAAUUAUAGUAAUGGUCAUAACUUAUACUCUGUGUAAAGUAAAUGUAUAUUGACAUCCUCAAACCUUAGGUAGGGUGGGGUGGGUUGGGUUGGGGGAGACAGGGUUGGACUGCAUAGGUAGGUAAGGUGUUCAUGUGGAGAUGUGUCUUGAGUGUGGUUAAAACUAGCAACGGUGUGGACAGGUGUGACCACUGCUCCUCUGUUACUGUGUGAAAGCACAGGUAUGUGUGUGUGUGUGCGCGUGUGUUCGUUUAUGUGUGAAUGUACAGGUAUGUAGCUGAUCACAUAAGCAUCUAUUUGUAGGUGAUCGUGUGCAGCAUGCUCCUGUGAAUGCAAGUGAACUCCAACGUUGCUGCUAGCUUGCGGGUUCUCAGUCUCGUAGCCUCUCCUUCCUCCGAACUUGGGAAGGAGGGCUGUUCCGUUUUUUUCUUUUUUUUUUUUUUGUUUUCCUCCAGACCUUUGGGUGGCGCUGAAGAAAUUCUGAAGAAUUAAAUGAGGGAAAUGCCAGAAGCAAUCCCAUUCACACCUGUCGUGCUGAACAUCUUAACUGUGCGCUUUCUACGUGUCCAUUUAGGAGACCAGUAAAUUGUCCUUUAAUGGUUUCAGCCUCGUACCAAUGUCCAGCAUGUUUCCGGCUACUGUCUUCUUGUUUUCUUUUUGGCUCUGGGACGUUUGCAGAGAAACUGAAUGCUCACCACUUCGAUGUGAAGAUUUAUGGUGAUGUCAAAGUCCUAAUAACAUGCACAACAUGGCUAGUCUUUACAGCUGGGCAAAUAAAAUGGAUGAGUCCAUAAAGAUGAAUAUUUUAAAUGGGUAGGGGCUGUUUGGAAGUCCAUACUUGCAGACGUAUAAAAGGUACAGUUUUGAAAGGGUGCAUUUUAAGUCUACUUCAAAAUGAACGGUAAAAAGUCGCGCGUACAAUAUGAAUCGUACGGACACACCCACAGCACGGAAUACUUGGUCUCAUGCAGUUACACUCAGUUACAUUCUGGAAUUUCUAUCGGUCAAGAUGCAGAUGACGUCGCAAGAAUUGGAACUCGACACAACUACUGAAGUCUGAUGAGAAAAAAAUGCAAUGUCUUAAAAGAUGUGUAGUUAUGUUUCCGUUCAAGUUGUUUAAAAAAAAAAAAAAACAAAAGAGAUAGCUUGGACAUAAUCUUAGCCUUGAAUGUAUUCCUGUGUGUCUGGGGUAUGUGUCUGUAGAGUGCUUUGAGGAGGGGAGUGACUGCGAGGUGUGAUCUUUGCCUGAGUUACAAGAAUGCGAGCAACAAGUCUAACAGACUCAUACGCUUACAAACCAGCAUGUUGACCCAUAUUUUUCCUGUUUUUGAUAACUUGGUUUGGAAUGCAAAA